Molecule: messenger RNA, 520 nt
Organism: Polyodon spathula (Mississippi paddlefish)
Lineage: Eukaryota; Metazoa; Chordata; Actinopteri; Acipenseriformes; Polyodontidae
Gene: mrpl49
Product: mitochondrial ribosomal protein L49
Exons: 2
Coding region: 56-304 (82 amino acids)
Biological process (GO): translation
Cellular component (GO): mitochondrial large ribosomal subunit; ribosome
Molecular function (GO): structural constituent of ribosome
Source: RefSeq, a predicted model, not a curated record
GUAAUGGUUUGUGUCUCUCCCUCGCCCCGCAGCCCAGCCCCCCUCGCUCCCGUACAUGGUGAGACGAUCCCGCAUGCACAACGUUCCCGUCUACACCGACAUCACCCACGGCAACCGCAGGAUGACCAUCAUCCGCAAGAUCGAGGGCGACAUCUGGGCUCUGGAACAGGAAGUGAAGUCGUAUCUGACGCAGCUGACGGGGAAGUGCCCGCCCACUCAGGUCAACGAGGUCAAUAUGAGCAUCCGGGUCAAAGGUUCCUACGACGCAGAGCUGAAAGCCUGGCUGACGGAGAAGGGCUUCUGAGGCUUCGAGAACAGAGGGGGGAGGGGGGGCAGGCGGGGGCCAGCCCAGUUGAAAGGGUCUCUCUGUCUCUGUGGUUUUGGUGCCCGGCUGUUAGGAGUCUCCAGGCAAGCCCACAGAUAGGUAAAGACAGACAAGGAAUGCUGGGAAUCGGACUCCCGCUGCACAGCAGUGUGAUCCAGUCCUGCUUUCACUAGGAGUUUAAUAAUCAGACUCCCG